Messenger RNA from Penicillium arizonense, 1854 nucleotides. RefSeq lists its product as uncharacterized. The record is from RefSeq and is a predicted model, not a curated record. The transcript is spliced from 5 exons. Gene Ontology annotation, molecular function: S-adenosylmethionine-dependent methyltransferase activity. Lineage: Eukaryota; Fungi; Ascomycota; Eurotiomycetes; Eurotiales; Aspergillaceae. Bases 1 to 1854 code for a protein of 617 amino acids.
AUGGCAUUCAUUUCCCUGGUCUCGUACUCUACCGCGCAGUUCCUGUUAACAGCAUGGGUCAUCUGCUACACGACGAAGAAUUCCUUGUGGCGCCCCGCUGCUGUUCCUGUCGUGCUAUACACCGCGUAUCAGACAUGGCUCUCCCUAGACUUCUUCAAUAACAACCAACUCGUGAACCCCAUGACAGCAGGCUUUGUAGCGGGCUUCGGCCUACAUCAUCUGAAUCUACUCUGCACAAGCCGGAUGGAUAUCAACGAUGUACGCGAGGCUAUUGGCGCAAACACGAACGCCAAAAAGCACGAUAUGUCCAGAAACACCUGCUUCCGCGGAACACUGUACAUUCUCACCACCCUCCGAGGCAUCGACACAUCCUACGAGGUCAGGCAAAUCCGGCACGGCCGCGAAUCUUCAGCAUCGCGGUCCGGAUUUCUCCUUUGCACGCUGGCCAUCGUCGCUGCGAAAUACCUCGUUCUCGACUUGAUGACCUUCCACCCACCCUCACCAGAGGAUACUCAGCGUCUAUUCGGCGAAGGGAAGGAAUACUUGCUCUUUCGGUCUCAUAGUCUCCCACCGGUAACAGUCCAGGACAUUCUCACCAACCUCGGCGUUACCUUUCUCGGCUGGGGCCCGAUAGGGAGCUGGUUCAUCGAGGUGCACUACCGCGUUUUGUCUCUGGUGUCGGUUGGCUUGGGCGUAUCCUCGCCGCAUCAGUGGCCGCCGCUCUUUGGCUUUAUCACAGAGGCUUAUACGCUCCGCCGAUUCUGGGGAAAUUUCUGGCACCAGCUCUUCCGCUGGCCUAUGCAGGGCAUAUCCUCGUUCGUAUGUUGGGAUAUCCUCCGCCUCCCCCGCCCCUCGCUCAUCGAGAGGUACGCCAAAAUCAUCGUUGUCUUCAUCAUCUCGGCUGCAUUGCAUCUCGCCAUUGACUCCCGGGGCGGAAUUAUGCACCCGCAAAGUGGUGCGCUGAGGUGCUUCCUCAUCCAGCCGCUGGGGAUCAUGCUUGAAGACGGAGCGCAGGCAAUCUACCGUCGGUUGCUUGAUUCAGCCAUCAACUACACUGGUAAGUUGAAGAGAGCAGAGAAGCUGCUCAAAACCAACGCCAGGAUUGCUCAAUCAAUUGCGCAAACCGGGUUGCAGUUCUACAAUAUCACAUCGUCUGAGCUAGACGAGUUCAUCCGCGAGACCGAGGCUCAGGGCCGGCGGGCUGAUCGUACUAGCGUCUCGCAAAGUAUGAAGCAUUUCGUGCGUGACUGGGCAGACGAGGGCUACGCCGAGCGACAAGAAUCCUUUCAAUGUAUUUUGAGAUCACUCUCCCUAGUACCUCGAAUGGACGAUAGGACCCUGCGAGUACUGUUGCCUGGGGCAGGACUAGGGAGACUAGCCCACGAAAUCCAUAAGCUUGGGGGGUUCGAAGUCGUGAUGAAUGAGUGGUCGGCAUACAUGAAUUUGGCCUAUAGGUAUAUUUCUAGUCGAUCCGAACCGGACAGUGUCUCGUUUUACCCAUUUGCCGACUGGUGGUCUCACCACGCCACGACUACAGAUCUCGAGCGCCCGGUCACAUUCCCCGAUCAAUUGAGUGACCUGUCGUCUAUCGUACUAAUCGAAGGGGAUUUCACGACGACAUUUGCUGAGCACACCGGUCAAUACGAUAUCAUCGUGACCUUAUUCUUUAUUGAUACUGCCCGUAACCUGAUCUCAUAUAUUGAAAAUAUCCAUCGCUUACUCCGUCCCGGUGGUCGAUGGAUCAACCUAGGUCCUUUGAUGUAUGGAACGGCACCAUUUGUGCAGUUAUCUUUGGACGAGAUUGUGACAUUGGCUACCUUGCCAAUGUUGGUCACCGUCACUGUGACCGUGUAA